Messenger RNA from Aspergillus sclerotioniger CBS 115572, 2930 nucleotides. RefSeq names its product putative serine/threonine protein kinase (Prp4). NCBI's taxonomy places the organism in Eukaryota, Fungi, Ascomycota, Eurotiomycetes, Eurotiales, Aspergillaceae. The transcript is spliced from 3 exons. The record is from RefSeq and is a predicted model, not a curated record. Bases 404 to 2839 code for a protein of 811 amino acids. Gene Ontology annotation, biological process: peptidyl-threonine phosphorylation; peptidyl-serine phosphorylation; mRNA cis splicing, via spliceosome. Gene Ontology annotation, molecular function: ATP binding; protein serine/threonine kinase activity.
GCAUCGCUGCCCCGUUUUCGCAGCCAAGCAAGUCCUCCGCCGUCGUUCCAUCCUUCACCCACCUAGCCAUCCUGGUUCAAAUCGUCACACGCGGUUCGGUCUAUUUUUUGAAAUCCGAAAGGACCACCAGAACUUCCCCCAUUCAAUAAAGAAGAAAAACAUUAUAAUAAAUCAUAUCAAAAACCCACAGAACUGUCUUGUACUUUCCUGAGACAGUACUUAGUCAAGGACAAGGGCCGUGGCAUCUUCAGCCGGUUGGACUUUCUCAAUAUACUCUCCCACAUCACGCGUCAUCGGAAACGUUCUUGCUAACCGGACCUCACUUGUUCGGUCUCUGAAGCUGCUCGAAGAGCCAGCCGCAUUUCUAGUUCACCCCGGGUCCCUGCUGGUGUGCAUCGCAGCCAUGGCAUCACGCAGGUCGAGGUCUCUAUCGAGCCCUUCGGAGGGUGAGAUCAUCGAAUCAGGUUCAGAGACGAAGGCAACUACGUCGAAACUUCCUCUUAAUGGCAGCAUAGUUGACCGUCCCACCAGAGCUAGUACUGCAUCCGCGACUCGGUCUCCGCCCGACUUGAGCAGAUCGCCACGCCGUCGGCGAUCCAGGACCAGGACCAGGUCAACAUCGCGUACGCGGUCCCGCUCUCCCUACCGAGAUCAGAGAGGCUACAAGCGUCGCCGGGACGAUGAUUAUGACCAUGAUCGCGACUCUGAAUUUGACCAUGACGAGCGGCGAUACCGACACGCCCCGCCCCCACGCGUCGGCUCCCGAUACGAUGAUAGCCAAUACUACAGACGAGGUCAAUCCGACAGACGAGCUAGGCCGUAUCAUGACUACGACCGCGAAGAGAACUACAAUGAUUUCCUCCGGUACAGUGACGACUCGGAUCGCCGUAGAGAGAAGCGCGCUCGCACGCGGAGCCGGUCGCCAUAUCGCGAAGUUCGGAAGCCUAAACGGUAUUCAGGGGACGAGGGGGAAGCUCAGAGAGAUGAGAGAACUGCCUCUCGGGGUCACAGGAGGAGGCCUUCUAUUGAACAGUCAGUGAGCGAGCGAGGGAACACUCCAGUCGUCGCUCCAGGUGUUAAACAAAAUGCUGAAACUCAAAAACGUCAGGUGCAGCCAGCUUCUGCAACCUCGCAUCCCCAUGUUGAUAGCAUGAAUGAAACCCCCGAGCCUCAAGAAGAGCACAUUCCCGCCGAGCCCGUGGACGAAGCAGCUCAAUUAGAGGCCCGUCGCAAACGACGUGAAGCCAUUCGUGCCAAAUACCGAGGCCAGGCCACCCCGAUGCGGCUGCAGGCGCUACAUAUUGGUGGUAGCCGAGAUUCAUCCACUCCAAGCGUGGAUACUGCUGCAUCGGCUGGCGCUGUUUCUGAAGCAGCACCGGUGUCAGCACCCCAGACACCUGCUGAUAGUCCAGGGGAGUCGUUCUCUGAUUUCAAAAUAGGCAAAGAUGCCGAUCUAAUGAAUAACGGUGCACCGGUAGACGGUGUAGAUAAAGACGAACCGUCUGCAGCAGACUACGACCCUACUCUGGAUAUGAAAGCCGAAACGGAGAGACAUGGUACUGACGGUGUUAACGAGGAGCUGUCUGCGGCGUCUUACGAUGAAACGCAGACCUCCCGCCAGGAUAUUCUGCUGCCUAACGCUGUCCAGCCCCCCGAGCCCAAAGCGAAGGACCCAUAUGACAUGUUCGCGGAGGAUGACGACGAUAUGUUCGCUGAAGACACGCAAGACACAGCACAGCCGACGCAUGCAUCGGCCAAGUCGGCUGUCCCGCAACCGAAGGAGCUCGACAUCAGCAUGAUGGACAACUGGGAUGACCCGGAAGGAUAUUACAAUGUACGGCUCGGGGAGUUGAUCAACGGACGAUACCAUGUUCAGCAGAACCUUGGCAAGGGCAUGUUUUCAUCGGUCGUCCGCGCCACCGACUCCAAGACUGGCGGCUUGGUUGCGAUUAAAAUCAUCCGACAAAAUGAUACGAUGAGAAAGGCGGGCAUGAAGGAGAUCGGCAUCCUGGAGCAGCUCCACGAGGCCGACCCCGAAGACAAGAAGCAUAUUAUCAAGUUUGAGCGGUAUUUCGACCACAAGGGGCAUCUUUGCAUGGUCUUUGAAAACCUGAGCAUGAACCUGCGCGAAGUCCUGAAGAAAUUCGGACGCGAUGUCGGCUUGAACUUGCGGGCCAUCCGGGCCUACGCCCAGCAGAUGUUCCUCGGGCUCAGCUUACUCCGGAAAUGUAAUAUCCUCCACGCGGACCUGAAGCCGGACAAUCUUCUGGUCAACGAGCAGCGCAACAUCCUCAAGGUCUGCGACCUGGGAUCCGCGUCCCCGGCGUCGGACAACGAGAUCACCCCGUAUCUCGUAAGUCGGUUCUAUCGGGCACCGGAAAUCAUUUUGGGAAUCCCUUAUGAUCACGCCAUCGAUGUGUGGUCGAUAGGAUGCACCCUGUUCGAGCUGUAUACGGGCAAGAUACUGUUUACGGGCCGCAACAACAACCAGAUGCUACGUUCCAUCAUGGAAUGCCGUGGCAAAUACCCACCGAAGCUUCUGCGGCGAGGAUCGCUGACGCCGAUGCACUUCGAUGACAUGCUCAACUUCCUCAGCAUGGAAGAGGACAAGAUCACCGGCCGACCGGUCACGCGAGUGCUAGACUUCAAGAAGCCUACGCGGGAUCUGAAGACACGACUGAUGGGAGGCAAGGAGACGCGGGGCAUGACGGACAGUGAGGCGAAAGAGCUGGCCCAGUUCGUGGAUCUACUGGACCGGUGCUUGAGUCUGAACCCAGAGAAGCGGUGCACACCCACGGAGGCGUUGAAGCAUCCCUUCCUUUGCCGGUCCAAAGUGUAAUAAUUCAUGGACGCUUCCUGGCAGGCCACCCGUUGUACAUAUUAUGUCAUAGUAGGACUGCAUCUCUUUCUCAAUAAUAUGAAUCGGGUCU